AUGACUUAUAGGUGCAGUGCUUCUAAAGCUCCACCUUCAAUAGGACAACACAAGCCGCAUGCCUUUCAUCAACGGCGUCGAUUUGAUUUGACGGAAAUUGUGGACUCUGGCCAUCGAGCACAUUCGUAUGUUGCUGCUUGUUGGAAGUUGAACGAUGCCAGCUCGACAGCAUCAAUAAAGCACGGACCAUCCAAUCAUCGGAGCAUGCUCCACCUACUACCACCGACAACCCCACCGCGACGAAGAAAGAUGAUUGGCCAUCGCCGCAGGGUCGAGGAUGAAGGCGAGGAGGACGGUGGCGUCGACCAUUUGGACGUGGACGAUGACUCGCUGACCGAGGGCUCGCUAGCCUCGGACGACCACGACCCGGCCGACGAUAGCGAUACUAGCAAUAUCGACGAGGCCUCUCCGACGUCACCCGCUGUCAGGAAGGCCACUGGCCGUGCGAACAAUGGCAACGGGGCGGCAAAACGUGCGAAAGCUCCAGCCAGUGCAGAUGCCGCGAAGCCGGCCAAGCUUGGUGCCGCGGCAGACACGGAAUUCAUGCUGAACCGUCUGUCCAUCUCGGACCAGCAGCCACCCGAGUCGGUGAAAGAGAUGGACUUGGACAACGCCGCCGAGUCCGAGUCUCCCUCCAAGUCCUCGGCUCCCAUUGUCGUAAGCUCGAGCUCUGCUGUCAUGGACCAGCCGCAAGGUGCUCCUCAGGAAAGACGCCGCCGCGAACACGAUGAAUACCGGCGGAAGCGGGACGAGGACCCCUCUUUCGUGCCCAACAGAGGCGCCUUCUUCAUGCACGACCACAGACAUGCCGGCCCUGCGGCCAAUGGCUUCCGUCCUUUUGGGAGAGGAGGCCGUGGGGGAAGAGGUCGCGGUGGUGCUAUCGGAGGUCCAUUUACGCCCUUUAGCCAUCAACUUCACAAUCCGGCCGAUCCCAUCACCAAUUCGCCAUGGGCCCAUGACAUGCACGAAACGGUCGCCGCUGAGCCCAUCCAUUUUCGGCACCCACGACACAUUGCCCCAUUGGCCGACGAUGGGCCGCCCAACGGUGAUGGCUUUAUCCCGACCUGUCCAUCCAACUCAACACCCAUCAAUAGAACCCUUUCAACUGAGAAGCGCCUGGGAAAUGUCCAGAUUCGGGUGUACAUACCGCCGCUGAAGGAACCUAUCGUCUUCUCGGGCAUCCCCAUAAAGCAGUACACAAAGCUACCCGACCACCGUCCACCCCUGCGUCGGGACAAGCCCGUCCGCAUCUCGUUGCCCAACUUCGCACCUCGCUACAUCUUCCCGGCGACCGACAGGUCCUUCAUCUUCAUCCCCCGGGCCAUGCGUCCUAAUCAGCAGCGCAUGAGAGGUAAGCCUAGGUCUGGACUUGGUUCCAUCGGAGGCUUCUCUCGGCGGACAAGCGUCUUUGGAGGUAGUUACUACAAUGGCAGCAACUACUCCCCGAGCAUUGCCCUCAGUCGGCGAUCGUCAAUUGCUCCUGAUAUGGGGCGGGACUUCAUCGUUUCUCCAACAGGCUCCGCUAUUUCUCGUCCGCCGAUGCCCUUGGAUGCUCCUCGACCCGUGGUCAGGCUGCCUCCUCGAGUUGAGCCGCAGCUGCCUGCUGUUAACGGUACACCAGGAGAGGGGCCACCUGCUUUUGGGCAGACUGCCAUCAACGAGCUGCCCCAGCCGCAGACACACCCUCUGCCACAGAAGCCGACCUUCCAGGAAAACAAAUCGGUACCGAUCCCCAUGCACCAGCCUCGGCCUCAGAAAACAGUAUCACUGGAAAAUAUUGAGUCCCCCACGAUGCAGCAGCAUCCUCAAUCCUACCAACAGGCAUUCCAUCAUCAGGUGCCCGUGCAGGUAUCCAACGGGUUCGGCCAGGAAUCUCAUGCUUGUCACCCAUCCUAUCCCUCACACCACUCGACAGGAACUCCACUUUCGCAGAUCCCGGAGCGUGCUAUUCACGCCGCUCCGUUCCAGCCUACGCAGUACUCUCAGCAGAGCUUUUAUCCGCCAUACCAGGUGAUGCCGUCUCAACAGAACUUCUACUACCCACCACCUGCCCCUUAUGCUGCCGGAGCGCCUCCUUUUGUUCCUGGUGCACAACAAGGACAGCCUCAGAAUGAUGCCAACCAGGCUAACAGCCAGACCGCUUCGGGCUCUAAUCUGGUUGCGCAAGAGGUCAAUGGCAUGGUAUACUACUACGACGCUACUCAGCUGCCUCCUCCACCACCACCCCCGCCGAUGGCAGCUUACCCUCCGUACUCAGCACCACAAGGAUAUCCUGCGCCUGGCGGAGUCAUGAGCUUGAACGGCAUUGUUACACCUAGUCCGGACGGGUUCUAUUACCCCCAACCUGGAGUUUACUAUCCGCAAUAG
Molecule: messenger RNA, 2367 nt
Organism: Pseudomassariella vexata
Lineage: Eukaryota; Fungi; Ascomycota; Sordariomycetes; Amphisphaeriales; Pseudomassariaceae
Product: CASC3/Barentsz eIF4AIII binding-domain-containing protein
Exons: 2
Coding region: 1-2367 (788 amino acids)
Biological process (GO): mRNA processing
Cellular component (GO): exon-exon junction complex
Molecular function (GO): mRNA binding
Source: RefSeq, a predicted model, not a curated record